Physcomitrium patens is the source of this 1336-nucleotide messenger RNA. RefSeq names its product small ribosomal subunit protein RACK1. The record is from RefSeq and is a predicted model, not a curated record. Gene Ontology annotation, molecular function: ribosome binding; translation regulator activity; protein binding. Lineage: Eukaryota; Viridiplantae; Streptophyta; Bryopsida; Funariales; Funariaceae.
GGCCGUGUGGGGCUACAAACCCCAUCACGUCUCCGAGAUGGGUCUCUCUUUGGAAGUCUGUGAGCAGCGCCGCCUGCCUCAGCUCUUGGCUUUCCAGCCUUCGUCUUUGUUUGCGUUCUCCUGCUUCAUCACUCUCUUCUACUCCGUCCUUAGGGUUUACUUUUCUUUGACAAAAUGGCAGAAACUUUGGUACUUCGCGGGACGUUGAAGGGUCACGCCAAUUGGGUGACGGCCAUCGCCUGCCCGCUCGACAACCCCGACCUCAUCCUUUCGUCGUCUCGUGACAAGAGUAUCAUCGUCUGGCACCUCUCUCGCGAGGAGGGCAACUACGGUGUCGCCCGCCGCCGUUUGACUGGCCACGCUCACUUCGUUCAAGAUGUCGUGAUUUCCUCUGACGGACAGUUUGCUUUGUCUGGAUCAUGGGACGGAACCCUCCGCUUGUGGGACUUGAACACCGGAACCACCACCCGGCGGUUCAUUGGCCACACCAAGGAUGUGCUCAGUGUGGCUUUCUCUGUUGAUAACAGGCAGAUUGUGUCUGGCUCCCGUGACAAAACUAUCAAGUUGUGGAACACUCUCGGUGAGUGCAAGUAUACCAUCCAGGACGUAGACGCCCACACUGGCUGGGUCAGUUGUGUGCGUUUCUCCCCUGUGACGGCCAACCCUAUUAUCGUGUCUGGAGGGUGGGACAAGGUCGUGAAGGUGUGGAACCUGACCAACUGCAAGAUUCGUACUAACUUGGUUGGACACACCGGAUACGUUAAUACUGUUACUGUGUCUCCUGAUGGUUCCUUGUGCGCUAGCGGUGGCAAGGACGGAGUUGCCAUGUUGUGGGACUUGGCCGAGGGCAAGAGGUUGUACUCUUUGGAUGCUGGCGACAUCAUCCACUCCCUAUGUUUCAGCCCCAACAGGUACUGGCUGUGUGCUGCCACUCAGACCUGUAUCAAGAUCUGGGACUUGGAGAGCAAGAGCGUCGUCGACGAGCUGCGCCCCGAGUUCACCUUCGUCAGCAAGAAGGCCCAGAUUCCCUACUGUGUGAGUCUGAACUGGAGUGCCGACGGCAGCACCCUGUUCAGCGGCUACACCGAUGGUCACAUUAGAGUGUGGGCUGUUGGACGGGCUUAGAUUUUGCCCCCUUCGUCUAUGAAUUCGUGAACUGCACACCAGAUGUUCACAAAUCUGAAACCGGGUUCCUACGGAUGAGGAUGAAUGGAUACACUUUUAGCGUUUUGGAAUUGGAAGAGUAGUGAAGAAAGGAAUGCAAAAUUCAUAACGCUUCUCAAAUUUGUGUCUCAUUGAUUCCAUAUUGCAGAUGUCGCAUUUCAUUGGUCAUGAA